GGCUUUCUCCGGAGCCGUCGGAGGAGCCGGAGCGCUUGUCCCGAGGUGAGCGCUGCCGCGGGGCGUCCCCCAGCCUGUCCGAGGCCGGAUGCCGGCGAGCGGGACGGUUGGUGAUUCAUCAGUCGCAGUCCAACAUGCAGAAGUGAGUGGUGAAAAGCAGAACUGAUGGGUCAUGAGGAUGUAAGUGUGUUUGAAGGCUCUCACACCCUCUACUCCAGGACAGAAUCAUGAAUAAACUGGAGGACAAGCAGGACCAGAUGAUACCAUGAAGAGAAGUUUACAGGCCCUCUAUUGCCAACUGUUAAGCUUCCUCCUGACCUUGGCGCUGACCGAAGCUCUGGCAUUUGCUGCCCAGGAACCAACUCCCAGGGAAUCUCUUCAAGUCCUGCCUCCCGGCACCAUGGUGACCCCACCGCUCAGCUCCACCGGCCGCUCCGCCCUGGUGGCCGCCACCUCCAGGGUGACCUUGAGCCCCCGUCCCGAUGGGCCCUUCUCACAGGCCGAAGCCGCCGUGGCAGCAGCAACACCCUCUCCAGAGGGACACCCUCCUGCAAACACCACCUCCACCACCGUGGCCACAGCCACCGCCCACCGCGCCGACGGCCCCCUGAGCACAGGGCCCCUUCCUGUCGCCAGGGCCACCGCCUCCUCCCGCCCAGAGGGCCGCCCCCGGGGAGAGGCUGGGCCCACCAUCCCCAUGACAAAUCUGCCUGCAGCCACCAGCCGCCCCAGCCCAGCGCCCACCCGGGGGGCCACACGCAGGCCCCCCAGACCCGCCGGCUCCACCCGCAGGGGGGCUGGCGCCUCCUCCCGCCCCGCCCUGCCCGCCCUCGGGGGCCCCUCGGGGAGAAAGGAAGGCCCACGGGGCAGGAACCAGAGCUCCGUGCACCUGGGGCAGAAGCAGCCCCCGGCGAGAGCCUUUCCCGUCUUCAGAGGCAACGCCACGGGGUCCGCGGAGCCCGAGCCCUCCACCCGCACCCCCUGGAAUCACUCCUCCUCGCCACAGACCCAGACCGUGGCCGCAGCCCCGGCGCCCAGCAGGACCACAUGGGCACCGGGCACCACCCCCUCGGAGCGCACGGAAGCCACGCCGGGCCUCAGAGCGGACCAGGGGGACGGUCCGACCCUCACCAGCCCAGGAGGGCAGCCGGACGCCACCACGGACUCAGGCGCCCCCGCCAGCCCGCCCCCCACCCCAGUGCCUUCUCCGCACCCUCGUGGCGCCCCCCACGGCAGCUCCAGCCGCAGUGACUCCGGGCUCGCUGUCACCCCUGGGACCGGCCGGCCUCCGUCCGCCAGCUCGGGGGGCUCCAGAGCCGCCCCGGGGCCCACCCAGGCCGCCUUCGAUGCCAGCGUCUCAGCCCCUCCCCAGGGGCUUCCUCAGGGAACAUCCUCAGCGACACCCUCCGCCCCGGGGGCCCCGGCUCAGCCCGCCGGGCCCUCGGAAAGCACUGUCUCCCUGUCGGCCGGGGAGGAGGCUGUGGCCGCCGCCAGCAUGACCGCCCGGCUGCCCCGUCCUCUGUCCACAGCGGUGUCCACAGCCACAGGGAACUUCCUCAACCGCCUGGUCCCCGCGGGCACCUGGAAGCCGGGCCCCGCCGGGAACGUCUCCCACAUGGCCGAGGGGGACGCGCCCCAGCACAGAGCCGCCAUCUGCCUGAGCAAGAUGGACAUUGCCUGGGUGGUCCUGGCCAUCAGCGUGCCCAUCUCCUCCUGCUCCGUCCUGCUGACCGUGUGCUGCCUGCGGAGGAAGAGGAAGGCGGCCAACCCCGAGAACAACCUGAGCUACUGGAACAACGCCAUCACCAUGGACUACUUCAACAAGCACGCCGUGGAGCUGCCGAGGGAGAUCCAGUCCCUCGAAACCUCCGAGGACCAGCUCUCAGAGCCGCGCUCCCCAGCCAACGGCGACUACAGAGACACGGGGAUGGUCCUCGUCAACCCCUUCUGCCAGGAAACGCUGUUUGUGGGGAACGACCAGGUAUCCGAGAUCUGACCGCGGCGCCCUCGCUUUGCCAUGCCCUGCCUUUGGGCUCUCCACCCUAAAUAUACAAAUAUAUAUUAUAAAUAUAAUCUUUGUGUAACCCCGACUUACAGAGAAACGUUUUCAGCUUUUUCUUUCCUAAGAAUUGUCAGCGUCUUUUUUUAUAAGUGUGGUUUAAAAAAAAAAACUUUACAGAACGACCCGUGGCUUUAUAAAAUAAAGGUAUUUCUAAGCAAAGCAGUUGCACCGAUUGCUUCUCUUAACAACUGUCCUGGAGCCCUCGCGGGUCCCAGCAGCCCCGGGCAGUGAGGGCAUGUCACAUGCGUGACCCCGGAGGAUUCUUAGAGCUCAGGUCCCGCUGGAGUCCAUGUGCACACAGCCAAGGCACCCGGGGGAGAGGACGGCGGAGCCAUCACUGAAGCAGGACGCGGACGGGCACCACUGACUGAGUGUCACCCCUCUGAGCAGGCUGGAGUCCCCCAAAGUUCAUCCUGAGGCCCCGGCCCCCUGACACCACACAGUGGGACCCAUCGCCAUGCCAACCACAGGCCUGCUUUUCUCUGGCGAAGAGAGGCUGCCCUCCGAGAGGCACACGCCUGCCUCCCCCGCAGCACCACGUCUGCGUCCCACACCGUGCCUUCCUCCGGAGAGGGUGUCAACACAGAUCCGCCUGGGCUGGAGGCUGCUGGCCCUUCAGGCACACACGGUCAGGGGCUCAGCUUCUAGGGGUUCAGCUUCGUUUCUCAGAAGGCCACGGGAGAGUCCUCCUGAGCAGACGCUUCCGUGAGAAGCCUUGACGCUGUGACUUCUCAAUCGUCCUGCGAUCUUACUGAAACGAAAAGGCCAAAGCCAUCGCUUGGGAGAGGAGCCAUCCCAUCCUCGGCAUUGACACCGAUUGGCUGUCAGCACAUGGACUCGCCACCCGGCUCUCAUUUCCCCCUCCCCCCACUGCUCCCUCCCUCCCUCCCUCCGUGGGCAGCCUCCCCACCCCACACUGUGGGUGGCAGACCCUCGGAGACACGCGGGCUCCUGCAUCCUCUCCCUCCUCGGUAGGGGCUGGGCCGGGAGAUUAAUGCUGGGACGCUUCCUUUCUCUAAAAGAAAAAUAGUUUGAUAGCAUAUAUUUUGAAUAUAGAUGUUCUUAUAGUCAGACUGGGGAUCGGACUUCAAUGUCGGCUCAUAUGUCUGUGUUGUUGCUGUGGUCUCCGUAUCAUGACUCUUCUGUCUUCAUCCUCCUUUGGAAAAGAUGGCCUUCAGAAACGUGUAUCGUACGGACGUGCCGGACGUGCCGGACGUGCCGGACGUGAGUUCCGUGGUUGUCUCUCUGUAAAGACUCUCCGUCCCACACAGACGCAGGUCACAUGCUGCCCCGAAACCCUCCCCAGCGUGCUGUGUCUGCCGUGUUAUCCUGACCGUGGGGUCUCUGUUUGCGACUGCAUUUACUCUGUCAAUGUGUGUGUGUACAUAGGAAGAUGCCUGUUUGUAAACUUUAUAUAUAAUAUAUGUGAUCGGAGAUGCAUAUGUUAUAUAUACAUAUGUGGAUGUAUGACUUAUUUUUCCUUAUCAACAGAAUUCAGCUACCGUGUAUAUAUAAAUAAACUUAUUUUAUUAGCCAGAGG
Messenger RNA from Pipistrellus kuhlii (Kuhl's pipistrelle), 3602 nucleotides. It is a transcript of the gene TMEM108, whose product is annotated as transmembrane protein 108. NCBI's taxonomy places the organism in Eukaryota, Metazoa, Chordata, Mammalia, Chiroptera, Vespertilionidae. The coding region runs from base 266 to 1996 and encodes 576 amino acids. Gene Ontology annotation, cellular component: endosome membrane; early endosome; axon. The record is from RefSeq and is a predicted model, not a curated record. The transcript has 6 exons. Gene Ontology annotation, biological process: dendrite extension; postsynaptic density organization; retrograde axonal transport.